Rubroshorea leprosula is the source of this 4560-nucleotide messenger RNA. The record is from the annotation of a GenBank genome assembly. NCBI's taxonomy places the organism in Eukaryota, Viridiplantae, Streptophyta, Magnoliopsida, Malvales, Dipterocarpaceae.
CCUUCUUCUUCCUGUUCUGACAUCAUCACUCCCCUGCUGCUUUACUAGAGAAACCAGCAGCUGUGUUUUUCAGAAGCAGUUUUGGGUUUCAGUGACUCAGAGAAAUGAGAGGGCAGAGACAGAAAGGAAUUCAGAGGCUGGUAUUUGCGGUCAAUGGACAGAGGUUUGAGCUCUCCGAUGUCGACCCUUCUACUACCUUGCUCGAAUUCUUGCGUUUGGGGACUCCAUUCAAGAGUGCCAAGCUCAGCUGUGGCGAAGGAGGCUGUGGUGCUUGCGUUGUCCUACUGUCAAAGUAUGACACUGUCAAGGACCAAGUAGAGGAUUUUUCCAUCAGUUCAUGCCUCACAUUGCUCUGCAGUGUAAAUGGUUGUUCAAUCACUACAGCUGAGGGACUUGGAAAUAGCAAAGUUGGAUUCCACCCAAUUCAGGAAAGAUUUGCAGGUUUUCAUGCUUCCCAGUGUGGCUUUUGUACGCCUGGGCUGUGUGUUUCUCUUUUUUCAGCCAUUGUUAAUGCUGAGAAGACCAAUCGACCAGAACCCUUCCUAGGAUUCUCCAAGCUGACAGUCUGUGAAGCUGAAAAGGCUAUUGCAGGAAAUCUUUGUCGCUGUACUGGUUAUCGACCCAUUAUUGAUGCUUGUAAAAGUUUUGCAGCUGAUGUUGAUAUGGAGGAUUUGGGAUUUAACACCUUUUGGAGAAAAGGAGAGAGUAAUGAAUUAAAAAAGAGUAGAUUACCCUUGUUAACACAUAAUAAUGCAAUUUGUAUGUUUCCUGAGUUCUUGAAGAAGGAAAUCAAGGUAACUGUCCCUGUGGCUUCUGAGGGAUAUUGUUGGUAUUCACCUGUCAGUCUUCAGCAGCUAAAAAGCUUGCUGCAAUCCAAUGAGGUCGGUAAUGGGACCUCAAUGAAAUUUGUUGUUGGUAACACAGGAAGUGGUUACUAUAAACAGCAAGAACACCAUGACAAAUACAUUGAUUUGAGGUAUGUUCCUGAGCUCUCAAUGAUUAGGAAAGACCAGAUGGGUAUAGAAAUUGGAGCAGCUGUAACAAUCUCCAGGGCAGUUGAAGUUCUGAAGGAAGAAACUAAAUGUGAAUUUCACCAAGGAGGUAAGAUGAUGUUUAAAAAAAUUGCUGAUCAUUUGGAAAAGAUUGCUUCAGGGUUCAUUAGGAAUUCAGCGAGCAUAGGGGGAAAUUUGGUGAUGGCACAGAGGAAAUAUUUUCCAUCAGAUCUCACUACGGUACUGCUUGCUGUGGACACAAUGGUGGAUGUAAUGGCUGCACAGAGACAGGAAAGGAUUACCCUGGAGGAGUUUCUUGGGAGGCCUCCACUGGAUUCAAGAAGUGUUCUUUUAAGCAUUAAAAUCCCAUAUUGGGAUUUAAGUAGGAAUAGUUCUCCUGAAACCAACACUGAGUUGCUGUUUGAUACCUAUCGACCUGCACCACGGCCACUUGGAAACGCAUUGCCCUAUUUAAAUGCUGCUUUCUUGGCUGAGGUUUCUCCCUCUAAAAGUUCUAAUACAACUAUGGUAAAAGAGUGUAAGUUGGCCUUUGGUGCUUAUGGGACCAAACAUUCCAUCAGGGCACGGAUGGUUGAAAAGUUUCUAAUUGGAAAGGUGCUAAGUGGUGGGGUCCUGUAUGAUGCCAUUAAAUUACUUGAAACUGUUGUGAUACCUGAAGAUGGUACCUCCUAUAGUGCUUACAGGUCAAGCUUGGCAAUUGGCUUCCUUUUCAAGUUCUUAAGCCCCUUGUCUGACAUCAGUGUUGAAAUUUCUAAUGGUUUGUUGAAUGGAUAUGGUAGUACUUUGUUAUUGAAGAAUUAUACAAUAGAACAAAACAAUGGCCGGUUGACAUCCCCAACGCUGCUAUCAUCUGCAAAGCAGGUGGUUCAAUUAAGUCAAAAAUAUCAUCCAGUUGGGGAGCCACUUAAAAAAUCCGGAGCUACCAUCCAAGCUUCUGGUGAGGCUGUUUUUGUGGAUGACAUUCCAUCUCCCAGAAAUUGCCUGCAUGGAGCAUUUAUAUACAGCAGAAAGCCUUUGGCACGGGUGAAUGGUAUAAAAUUUAAGCCUGGAUCAUUACCAGAUGGAGUCACUGCACUUAUUUCUUUCAAAGAUAUUCCUGGGGAGAACGUAGGUUCAAUGACCAUAUUUGGUACAGAACCUUUGUUUGCUGACGAGCUUACUCAGUGUGCUGGUCAGCGCAUUGCCUUUGUGGUUGCAGAUACACAAAAACUUGCAGAUGUGGCAGCAAAUGAUGCCCUUGUAGAUUACGACAUUGAAAAUCUAGAACCACCAAUAUUAUCUGUAGAACAGGCUGUUGAGAGAUCUAGCUUUUAUGAGGUCCCUCCUUUUCUUUACCCCAAAGCAGUUGGUGAUGUAUCUAAGGGAAUGGCUGAAGCUGAUCACAAAAUUCUCUCUGCUGAGAUCAAACUUGGUUCGCAGUACUAUUUCUAUAUGGAAACACAAACUGCACUUGCUGUGCCAGAUGAAGACAACUGCAUGGUAGUAUACAGUUCAAUUCAAUGCCCUGAGUUUUGCCAUGUGGUAAUAGCUAAAUGCCUUGGUGUUCCUGAACAUAAUGUGCGUGUGAUUACAAGAAGGGUUGGAGGAGGAUUUGGUGGAAAGUCCAUAAAAGCCAUGCCUGUUGCUACUGCAUGUGCACUUGCUGCUCACAAAUUAGGCCGUCCAGUCAGGAUAUAUGUCAAUCGCAAGACUGACAUGAUAAUGGCGGGAGGAAGGCAUCCAAUGAAAAUAACAUACAGUGUUGGAUUCAAAAGCAAUGGGAAGAUUACAGCCCUACAACUUGAAAUAUUAAUCAAAGCAGGAAUGUCUGCUGAUAUAAGUCCAGUAAUGCCACACAACAUGCUUUGUGCACUUAAAAAGUAUGACUGGGGUGCUUUGUCUUUUGAUAUAAAGGUAUGCAGAACAAACCUUCAGAGUAGAUCAGCAAUGCGGGCCCCUGGUGAGGUACAGUCAACAUUUAUUGCUGAAGCUGUAAUUGAACAUGUAGCAUCAACCCUUUCCAUGGAGGUUGAUUCUGUCAGACAUAUUAAUCUCCACAGCUAUGACAGCCUUCGUUUAUUUUUUGAGGGCGGUGCAGGUGAACCUUUGGAGUAUACUUUACCGUCAAUUUGGGAUAAGUUGGCCUUGACUUCAUGCUUAGACCAUAGGAUUGAAAUGAUAAAAGAGUUCAAUAAGAAUAAUAGAUGGCAGAAAAGGGGCAUCUCACGAGUGCCUAUUGUGCAUGAGGUGAUGCAGAGACCAACCCCAGGGAAAGUAAGUAUCCUCCGUGAUGGAUCCGUUGUUGUUGAAGUUGGAGGAAUUGAGCUGGGACAGGGGCUCUGGACAAAAGUUAAACAGAUGACUGCAUAUGCUCUUAGCUUGAUCCAAUGUGAUGGAACAGGAGACCUUGUGGAGAAAGUAAGGGUCAUACAAUCUGAUACCUUGAGUUUAAUUCAAGGGGGUUUUACUGCUGGCAGUACUACAUCUGAGUCAAGCUGUGAAGCAGUUAGGUUGUGCUGCAACAUUUUGGUUGAGAGACUUACCCCUCUCAAGGAAAAAUUGGUGGAGCAAAUGGGAGCUGUAAAGUGGGAGACCCUAAUUCUUCAGGCAUAUCUGAAUGCUGUGGACUUAUCGACAAAUACACUAUAUGUACCUGAGUUUUCUUCCAUGCAAUACCUCAACUAUGGUGCUGCAGUAAGUGAGGUGGAGGUAAACCUUCUAACCGGAGAAACCACAUUUUUGCGUACUGAUAUUACAUAUGAUUGUGGCCAAAGCUUAAACCCUGCUGUUGAUUUGGGACAGAUUGAAGGAGCUUUUGUUCAAGGAAUUGGGUUCUUUAUGCUUGAAGAAUACUCAGAAAAUUCAGAUGGAUUAGUGGUUGCGGAAGGCACCUGGACAUACAAGAUCCCUACAGUGGACACAAUACCCAAACAGUUCAAUGUUGAAAUCCUCAGCAGUGGACAUCAUGAAAAGCGUGUAUUAUCUUCCAAAGCUUCUGGUGAACCGCCACUACUACUAGCAGUUUCAAUCCACUGUGCUACAAGAGCAGCCAUAGAAGAAGCCCGGAAACAACUUCUUUCGUGGCGUGGUCAAGAUGAGUCUGAUUCAACAUUCCAGUUGCCAGUCCCUGCCACCCCGCCUGUUGUCAAGGAGCUCUGCGGUCUUGAUAGUGUGGAGACGUUCCUACAAUGGACAAUGGCUACAAAAUGUGGGAAUUCUACAUAAGUUUGUAAGUAUAUCUUUUACUUUUACCCCAUUUUUUUUUUAAAAAAAAAGCAUAUGGUCCUUUGGGCCAAGUGGGCUCUGACCACGUGAAGAUGCAUUCCCUCACCCUUGGGCAGGUUCAAACCCACCCCAUGUGAUAUUGUUCAAAAAAAAAAAAAAAAGAGAGGGGAAAAUACAAGAUUGACAAGAUAAAGCCUGUAAACUCAGUGAAUUUGCAGUUUUGUGAAAAAAUAAAAGACAGAUUCUCACCGUUUCUUGAUCUUGAUGAUGAGAAGAAGGGGGAUUGAUUAGCUGGAUUGUUCACAACCUUUUUAGUUACCGUUGAUAAAGGUCUUUGAUAAAA